AAAAGCCGGUCCCAACGUCGCAGUGGCGACAGUUCCUUCAUCAGCGUCUCGCUUGUGCAUCAUCGACUCUCGGCAGCUCUCGCGACGAUGCUUCUGACGUUCGGCGCUUUGUUCCUGGUUGUGUUGGUCUCCACCUGCUGGGGCAAGGCAAUCUCCCAGAUGCAUCCUCUACCGCCAUUUUCUUCGGGUCCCGUCCCUCCUCCUCCACCGCAAUUUUUUUCCGGCCCCCCGCCUGCAAUCAGGGGCGGUCAGGGCACCUCCGUUUGCGGCAGCCCUUACACGGCAUUCCAUCGCCCGACGAAUCAAUGUCUGCCGCUUCUGGAGCAGGGGGUCUGUCAGAUGGGGCAGUGGCUGGUCUUGAACCAGGCCACGAUGGAACCGGAAUGUCAAUACCGGAAUUGCGGCUUGUGCUCCGUGGCCUUUUCGGAGGAACCGAACCGAUGCGUUUCACCCGAGUAUCCCGGUGAACGUUGCGGCCAGAAUCAGAUCUUGGCCAUGGAUCAAUUCGGCCUGGGACAUUGCGAAUGCCGCGAAGGUGGCUACAUCUACUGGCCCGAAGACGGAAACUGUCACCGACUGUUCAGUCGCGGUCCUUGCGAACCCGGAAACCUCUUCCUGUUCGACAAGGAGAAUAAAACCGCGCUCUGCAAGCGAAAUCUCUGCCCCGACGGACAGAUCUACUGGCUCCCGAGGGGAGACUGCGUCUUGGAGAACGACACCACGCUCUGUUCUCCCCCCUUAAACCUGACCUUGACCCGCCUCGCAGAUCGCGAGUUCGCCCUGACCUGCCAGAGGCUCGCUCCCCACGCCUUCGCCGCCACCGUCUCCUUCCGAAGAUGCGAUCCGGGGAGCAUUUGGAUGACGAAGGAGGGAUGCGAGGAACCGGUUCCCUUGAAUCCCUGCCCGCCGGGGCACGAGGGCGACUUCUUCGGCGGGUGCCGCGAUUCCUCGGGUUACGAAUCUUCUGCGACCGUGUAUGUUCAUGAAAAAUAUAUAUGAGAAAUUUUCCUCGAAACAUGUUGCUCCGCGACUGUGCC
Darwinula stevensoni is the source of this 1037-nucleotide messenger RNA. NCBI's taxonomy places the organism in Eukaryota, Metazoa, Arthropoda, Ostracoda, Podocopida, Darwinulidae. The record is from the annotation of a GenBank genome assembly.